Molecule: messenger RNA, 492 nt
Organism: Iphiclides podalirius (scarce swallowtail)
Lineage: Eukaryota; Metazoa; Arthropoda; Insecta; Lepidoptera; Papilionidae
Source: the annotation of a GenBank genome assembly
AUGUUUAAUAUUCCACCAAAUCUUCGACGCCACCCCGUUCGGAGAAAUUUCAAUACGGGCUUAAGUAAUAUCGGAUUCUGGGAGCGCUCAGCGGAGGAAGGUCUCAAGAGGCGCGUGACAUCCAUUGCCGGGAGCUUCCACCAGCCCAACCCGAAACGCCUAACGAAGUCGCAAUGGACGGCACGGCGAGCGCGGGGGGCGGCGUGGUGGGGGCGAGUGGUGGCCGGAGGGGGGUUUGAGACGAUCAAAAGGGUUCCUAAUUCGCGCGGCGGGCACGGGCACACAUUCGAGAUAUCUAGAUUAGCGCCGAGGGGUCCGCGCGGGGCGGUUUACGACGAGGCCGACGGAAUAUAUCUGCAGACGCCGCGGACCGUCCACGUGUUUACGUCGUCGCCGGCUACAUUUGGACGUGGUCUCGAUGAGAUAUCGCUCCGAAUCGAGCGUAACGAAGACGCUUCGCACUCGAACAAGUCCCGCUCAUCUCCCGGCGGA